This is a messenger RNA of Drosophila biarmipes, 1154 nucleotides long. RefSeq names its product phenoloxidase-activating factor 2. Gene Ontology annotation, biological process: proteolysis. The record is from RefSeq and is a predicted model, not a curated record. Gene Ontology annotation, molecular function: serine-type endopeptidase activity. The coding region runs from base 29 to 1072 and encodes 347 amino acids. Lineage: Eukaryota; Metazoa; Arthropoda; Insecta; Diptera; Drosophilidae. The transcript is spliced from 2 exons.
GUAAAAUGGCUGAUAAGGCGGGCUUCUGAUGAGUAUAUAUGAAAUUCGCAGCAGUGUCUUUAUGUCAGUGCUUGGAAACCCUCAUAUCGAGCCAGCUAUGCCUCAAAACUGGGCAAAAGGAACUUUGAUUAUAGGCUACAUUUUUUCAAGUGUUGCUGGACAACAUUUUGGAUACGACCCAGUGAGAUUCAAUGGAUUCCCACCCAUGGAUUAUCUGCACCCAGACCCAAAUCAACUUUGCGGUCUGAGUAAUCCCAAUGGCUUGGAGGCCAGCAUGACGAUAGCUGAUGAUCACACAAAACUUGGCCAGUAUCCCUGGGUAGUUGCCCUGCUUAGCAAGGGUAAAUUCUUUGGAGGCGGUUCCCUGAUUGCCCCGGGCGUAGUCCUGACAGCAGCUCAUCUCCUGGAGAACAGGCUUAAGGCGGAUAUUGUGGUCAGAGCUGGUGAAUAUGAUAUGGCUUCUCAUUUCGAGCCAUUGACAUCAGAGGAACGACAGGUGGCCAGUAUUGUGCGACACAAGGAGUUCUCUUAUCGGCUGGGCGAAAAUAACAUAGCACUUCUGUUCCUAAGCACUCCCUUCGAGUUGAAGCCCCACAUUCGGACCAUAUGUUUGCCCAGCCAGGAAAGACCCUUCCGAGAGGGACGCUGCUUGGUGUCAGGAUGGGGAAAAAUGGCGUUUGAGGAGAACAAUUCGAAUAAUUAUUCGAAUAUCCUUAAGACAGUCGAUUUAACCUUGGUAACAAGAGCUGUUUGCCAGGAUCAGUUGAGAAGAACCAGAUUGGGAGCAGGAUAUGAACUCCCAGUGAGUCUGAUUUGCGCUGGCGGUGAAAGGGGCAAGGAUGCCUGCCUGGGAGACGGAGGAUCCGCCCUAUUCUGUCGCAUGGAGCAGGACCCAGCUCGUUUCGAACAGAUUGGCAUCGUCAACUGGGGCAUCGGCUGUGGCCAGGAAAACUUGCCGGCUACCUACACAAAUGUGGAAAUGUUCAUCGACUGGAUUUAUCAACACCUGGCUGGGUACCACUUAAGCAGUGUUCCUUUAGCUGGACAUUUACCUCUACAUUUUAGGUUGUAAUGAACAUAGUUCCUAGAAAAAAGCCUUACAUUAAAUACCCUUAUAAUGGCCGCCUUCAAUAAAAAGAAACUAUGCCCCUGCU